AAAAAAAGAUUGAGACGGUGGCAAUGGAUUUGAAGCAGCUAAUAAAGGAGGAGGAGGAGGAGUGCGAUGGCCGUCAUCAGCAAGUUGAUGCAAAAUUAGCACUGCAAUCAUUUCUUGAUCGAAUCCCUAUCACAUCCAUCCUCUAUCACAAUCCGAAUGCCUCCUCGGAUUUGGAGCUAAAAUCUGAUGACUGUGUUCGAGAUGCAAUCAGUUUGCUAUACACCAACAAUGUGUCAGGGGCACCGAUUGUAGAGAAUGUUGAUUCUGAUCUCAGAAAAUUUGUGGAUCGGGACAUUGGUUUCAUUGAAUUCUCUAGCAUGGUACUGUGGUCCCUUGAGGAACUCAAGAAAGUAAGAGCAGAAUCGAAAUCUGACGAUGAUGGGUUGCUCUCGGUGCUAGAACAAAACUCCCAGAUUGGACAGACUAAGAUAGGGGAACUAGCAAAAUCAUUCUUAUGGGAACCAUUCUUCCCAGUUAACUCAAAUGACACACUAUUCCACGUACUUCUGCUCUUCGCUAAGCACCCGAGAUUGGGAGUCAUACCAGUUGUUGAGUCAUCAAACUCUCGGGUCAUGUGCUACAUUAAUCAGAAUGCAGUAGUUCAAUUGCUCCUCCAGUCCAGUGGGCUCGACUGGUUUGAUCAAAUUGCAGACAAAAGCAUUGCAGAGUUUGGGUUUGAGAAGGCUUGUAGGUUUUUCAGCGUUUAUGGGGACCAAACUAUAACUGAUGCUUGGCAUAUCUUGUGGAAGGAAGAAACUGAUGGAGUUCCAGUGAUUGAUCAGGGAAGUGAAACAUUGAUCGGAGUUGUAAGGCGCAGUGAUGUUCAUCUUCUUCUGGACGAUGAUGGCAUCUUCAAAAAUAGAAAAAACAUAACCAUCGAACAAUUUAUCAAAACACAUUCAAAAAGUCAUCAGAAACCCAACAUGUCCACAGACAACAUCAGCAAGAUGCAGCUUUCUUCUUGUGCUCUCCUCUUGGAGCACGACCUCCUUCCUCGAGCAAACACAGUGAUAACCAAUCAGAAAUCUGACUCACUUAAACAGGUGAUGAAAAGUUUGGUCGCAUCAAAUAGCUCGCAAAGCUUCUUGGUUAACGAAUCAGGAAAAUUAGAGGGUAUUUUGACACUCAAAGAUGUUAUCUCUCCCUUCUCUCCACCGUCUCUGGAUUCAAGGAUCAAUGGAGGUGGUUUUUUCAACGCUGCUCUAGAACAGGCUGACUGUCAUGUGAAAGAUGGAACACUUUUCUGCAAUAACUAGCCUUCUAGGUGUUUUUUUUUGUUGCAAGGACAUUAGUGCCAACAAAUUGCCUGUUGGUACACGUAGUUCUAAUUUUCAUUAUCUUUUAUUUUUGGUAUUUGGAAUAAUAAAAAAAGGUUGUAAAAAUGGCCUCAACAGCUGAAUGAGGAGAUGAACAUACUCCCUGCAUUGUUAAUUGUAUUUGUGGGUCAAGUUUGUAUAAUUCAUGUAUAGAAGACGGAUCUUUAGACUACAAGCUUAAUGCAUUGUGAAGCAGUUUGUAGCCACGAACAGGAAGGAAUAAAAUAGUGAAAACACGUACAGGCUACUGACAUUUUGUGCAUAACGGGUCCAAGAAUAAUAGAUGUAGAUCACACAAUAGAAUAUUUAUGGAGGUCAAAUACCAAGAAUAAAACAGCCAGAAAUCUGUCGCUUAUAUUUUCGCAAGAGCAACAAAUUGAUAGUAUCACAACGAGAGCAUAUUGCAGCGUACAAACAAAUGUAUUGUUACAAAGUAGCACAAAUAAGCGAACAGCGGGGUCCUGAUAACAAAUGUCUGAAAUAUCUUCUGGCAACCUCCAGAGAACUUUAUACCGCGCGAAUACCCUUAAUCUCCUGAUUCAGUAAUA
Asparagus officinalis (garden asparagus) is the source of this 1864-nucleotide messenger RNA. RefSeq names its product SNF1-related protein kinase regulatory subunit gamma-1-like. The record is from RefSeq and is a predicted model, not a curated record. The transcript has 7 exons. Bases 24 to 1256 code for a protein of 410 amino acids. Lineage: Eukaryota; Viridiplantae; Streptophyta; Magnoliopsida; Asparagales; Asparagaceae.